UUUCCCUCAAUCAUUAGACUUUAGACGCUAAACCUCAAAACACACACUCGAAAGAGUGAAUUAAAAUUAAAUAAAAGACAUUUAUAUAAUUUUUUCCCUUCGAUUCCAGAUUUCUUGGGUUUCAUUUGAUCGAUUCUGUACAUCUGAAUUGUAUUCAUCUCUCUACAACAUGUCAACAACACCCACAUUGCCGCUUCAUAAUGGAUGUAUCUUGGGAGAUUAGUGGUUCUGUAAUUGUGGGGUUGUGUUAAAUUAUUGUUUAUCUUUUGGGUGAUUUGAGUGGAUUUAGAAAGAGUGAUUAAUGAGGAAGAAGAGAAAGGGAACUGAAUUGUUGUGCCCAAAUCGGAAAGAUGUUUUGGGAUCAACUAGUGAUGAUUCGGGGUCGGCGAGAUCCAACUUAAGGUGUCAUUAUUCGUUAGAAGAUUAUGAUAGGUUGAAGAAGAGGUGUAAAGAAGGUGUUGAAAGUGUUGAUGAGACUGUUGGGUCAUGUAGAGUGAGGCUUGCUGGGAUUGCUGCUACUGCUCCGGCUUGUGCAACGACAUCCUUGUCUGGUUUGUCGGGGAGAGGGAUUAAGAGGAAGAUAGGGUGUAUUGAUGCAGCGACGCAAAUGGGUCGGAAGAAUAAGAUUGAAGAUGAUUUCAUUUCUGGGGCUACGAUUGGUAAAGGAAAGUUUGGGUCAGUUUGGUUGUGUAGGAGUAAGGUUAGUGAAGAGGACUUUGCAUGUAAAACGUUGCAUAAAGGGGAGGAGACAGUGCAUCGUGAGGUGGAGAUAAUGCAGCAUUUAUCAGGGCAUCCUGGAGUUGUUACUUUGAAAGCAGUUUAUGAGGAUCCCAAAAGCUUUCACCUUGUAAUGGAGUUGUGUUCAGGUGGAAGGUUGAUUGAUCAGAUGACGAAGCAGGGAAGGUAUUCUGAGCAACAAGCGGCUAAUAUUUUUAAGGAUUUGAUGCUGGUGAUUAAGUAUUGUCAUGAGAUGGGAGUUGUCCAUAGAGAUAUAAAGCCUGAAAAUAUUCUUCUCACAAACUCUGGUAAGAUAAAGCUCGCAGAUUUUGGUUUAGCCAUGAGGAUUACCAAUGACCAAAGUUUAAAUGGAAUAGCAGGAAGUCCGGCUUAUGUUGCCCCGGAAGUCUUGUUAGGGAAUUACUCUGAGAAAGUGGAUAUCUGGAGUGCUGGAGUCCUUCUAUAUGCUUUGUUGGCUGGUGCUCUUCCAUUUAAAGGAAACUCGCUAGAAGACGUUUUCGAGGCAAUUAAGACUGUGAAGCUCGAUUUCCAAGCUGGGAUAUGGGAAUCUAUAUCGAAACCUUUGAGAGAUUUGCUCGAGCGUAUACUUACAAGGGAUGCUGCUGCAAGAAUAACGGCUGAUGAAAUAUUAGCACAUCCUUGGAUUUUGUUUUACACCGAGCGCACCUUGAGGACAUUAUCUUUUAAGUCAAAAACAAAGAAUCAGCCAGGAUCUCACCACUUACCCGUAUCAUUUAUUCCAAACUCUAGUAGAAAGAUAAGAGACAGCAAUUUUGUCGAUGAUGAUUCUAGUCGAAAUUCAUCGUCUGAAAGUUUAAGCCAGGAAAAAGACGAGCAGGAUGACUGUGGUUUUGUCGAUGCACUUGCAGUUGCAAUCUCACAUGUGACUAUUUCUGAGCCAAAGAGGAGCAGGUUGUGUGGUCCUACCAGUCCAAUACGAGAGCAGUGUUCAUCUAACGUGACAUCUAACAGUCUUUGCAAAGCAUUCUGAUUCCAACACGACUCACCUCACAGUCAUCAUCUCCGGUUUUUGAAAGGGGAUCAGUGCUGACCUUCCCAACUAUAGACAUCUCUAGCAAUCACAAAACAAGUAACUUCGCGUCUUCACCUCAAAAUGCCAACACAACUUAUACCUCCUGAUUUCCAGCAGCUGUCGCCGGUCAUUGUACAGAAUAUGUAAAUAGUCAUCGGAUAUGGACUCGUUGAUAUUGGAUGUGGACUCUAGUCUUACCAUAGGAACUUAGGCAUGAUAAUUAUAAGUCUGCUGACUAAAAAUUGAUGGUUUUAGCUUUAUAAUAAGUGCUCAAUUGUUUAGCCA
Molecule: messenger RNA, 2056 nt
Organism: Daucus carota subsp. sativus
Lineage: Eukaryota; Viridiplantae; Streptophyta; Magnoliopsida; Apiales; Apiaceae
Product: serine/threonine-protein kinase PEPKR2
Exons: 4
Coding region: 302-1729 (475 amino acids)
Biological process (GO): protein autophosphorylation; peptidyl-serine phosphorylation; intracellular signal transduction
Cellular component (GO): nucleus; cytoplasm
Molecular function (GO): calcium/calmodulin-dependent protein kinase activity; ATP binding; calmodulin binding
Source: RefSeq, a predicted model, not a curated record